AUUCGUUCGAAGACAUUUCGCACAUUUGUUUCUUCUGAUAUUGUGACGAAACUAAAACAGGCUAUAGUUAUUGAUAGAAAAUGGAGGCUGAAGCUUCAACAGAGGUCCAAUCUCUGAUUGCCAAGGCAUUUGAGGCAAGUGGCAGUAAUUCUAACACUCCAGCAGAGUGCAGCACAGAAGAGCAGUACCUAGUAAUACCACCGGAACAUGUCAAUGAAGAAGUUAUUGUGAUAGAUACAACAGCUACAGAUGCUCACCGUGUUACUCGAAUUAAAGUAGGCAACCAAGAAUUCAACGUCACCAAAGUAGAGCCACAAAGAGAAGAAGAUGAAAGCACUGCCCAACCCAUGGACUGCAGUAUUUCUAGUGAAAAUGGUGGUGGUGGUGAAGAAAUGGAAGCAGCAUCGUCAAUUAUGGCAAUACAAGCAGCAUCAUACACUAAACCUUUGACAUUUGAAGUGAUUGAGUCUGCAUCACAGCGGGGCCUUCCUAAGCUGAUGGAUAGCUUUGGAUAUGGCUACACACUACGACGCACUUCAAAUGUGAAGUCAAGAGGGAGAUACAAGGGGAAAAAGGCCAACUUGAAAAGAAUGUACUGGCGUUGUGCUGUGAGAGGGAAACAAUACAGCUGUGGGGCUGGUGUGAUUCAGGAGGGUGAUGAUGUUUUUAUUCGUAACGACCAGCAACAUGGACACUUGCCAAAACCAGAUGGUGUCCAGCAGGUCAAGAUCAGGAAACAGGUAAAGUUGCUGGCCCAACAAAACAUCUUGGAUACUGGUCCAGCCCUAGUCAAUUCUGUGUUGCUGGACAAUGCUGAGGGAGACGAAACAGAGUGCAGUCGAUCUAUCCAUUCAAACCUUGUGCGGACAGCCAACCGUAUCAGAGAGAAGAUGAAAGAAAAAGCGGAAAUUACUGUGGAGUCCCUGUUGCAAAAUGUAUUCCAGUAUUUUCAAAAUGAGGAGAGAGCAGGCGCUGUCAGUAACUUGAAUAACCCCAUGAAGAGAUUAAGUGAAGCAUCUGGUAUGCCAACUCGAACAUUGAGGAAGAAAUUAGGUCUUGUGAACGAAAAAGAAAUAGCUAUUAAACGUUGUGUCGGAGGUGAAGUAAAAAAAACACAGGCAGAAUCAGGCAACUCGACAGAAGAUGCCAUUAUAGAUGUUCUAGAGGAUUUGGAGAAAAAGAAAGUGAAUUUUACUACAGUGAAUGUAAGGUCUGCUCUUAGAAUGAAAUAUCCAGCACUAAGCAUAUCACAGGUUGUGCUUGGACGAACUCUUCGAAAACUUGGAUAUCAAACAAGAAAUACACACAUAUUUGAUUUGGAACUUGAGAAAAAAUCUGUAGUAGUGCAUAAAAAACCUGAAGUUAUCAAAUUGGUGAGAAACACAUGAGCACCUCAAAUACCUGACUGUGUACACCUUGAUGAACCUUGAUUUACAUUCUAAUUAGGAUCAUGUGAAUAAUCUUCUUAACUCCAUUACAAUAAACAGUUAUACAUUUAGUAUACUAAGAAUCUUGAGAAUGAUGAAACUUUUUCAGACAGUGACUGGUAAUUUUGAAAAAUUCGUACUCAGAGUGGGAGAUGUGUGCAAUAAACAUAAUGGAGAUGAAUUGACCUAUUAGUGGGAGAGUUGUGUAUACAAAUUUUGAGUAAUGUCGAAGUACUCAUAUCGUAGACAUGAAGAAGAAAGUCUUGUGGAGUUGCUGAAAUGUAACUGUAUUCACAUCUGGACAUGAAUUGUAUGCAGUGAGUCGUGUCAAGGUGCUAUAACAUUAUUACAUUCACACAUCUAGAAGUGUGUUAUGAAGUGUCUUGUGAUAUGAAGUAAAUUAAGUAGAGAUGCUGAAAUGUGACAGUAUUCACAUCUAGACAUGUGUUGUAUGCAGUAAGUCUUGUGGAGGUUCUAUAACAUUAUAAUGUACACACAUCUAGAUGUGUGAUAUGAAGUGUGUCUUAGGGAUGUGCUGAAAUGUAAACAUACUCAAGUGAAGACAUGUGUCUUGAAGUAAAUUUGGUGGAGAUGCUGAAAUGUAAAGAUACUCAAGUGUAGAUAUGUGUCUUGAAGUCAAUUUGAUGGAGAUGCUGAAAUGUAAACAUACUUGCAUACAGCUGUGGGUGUAUGAAGAGAGUCUUAUGGAAUUAACUCCAUCUACAGGAACAUUUGGAGAUGCCCUUAUUCCAUUGAGUGCAACUUUUCUUCUGCUUAUCUUUAGAUCACUUUGAGUUUGUGAUAACUGGAUGAGUUUUGGUCCGAGGCAUCCUUGUGCGGAAAAUUGAUUUUGUAUAAAUGUUGAGUCUAUGUACCCUAGGAAAUUAUAGGUAAAUCUUUAGUCCUUCAUCAUUGGGAUAAAAGUGUUUUAUCUAAAUAUUACAUCCUUACAUCAAGGGAAUUCCAUUUUGUAUAAAUGAAGGGCUGUCCACUUUGGAUUGAAGGCCGGAACCUGAUAGAGGGUCUGGAAGUAAAUCUUGAAAAGUUCUUUUUGGAAAUUCUUUGUAGUAUAACUAAAUUGCUUGAAUAUCCAGGUGAGCAUCACAGACCCUAUUGGCCUCUUGUUUAUAUGAAUUCUACCUUAGACAUUUUUAUCAUUACUUGUUAAAAUUCUUUAAAACUUCAUUCUGUUGUUUUGAACCUCAGACACUUGAAAAACCAUGUUGGCAAACAAAUAUGUAUUAAAUACAGCAUGAAGACAAAUGUUGACCAACACUGAAUUUUUAAGUUUGGCGUUGAACACUUGGUACAGAGAAACAAUAACUGUAUGAUUUUUAGAGUCAACAAUUGGCCAGAUUGCUGAUUUUCCUAUAUUUACAACAGCAAGGGCAGACAUUAUCUCUCUCGUUACUCUUCCUAUUUACAAAUAUUUACACAAAUUAACAAAGUUGAGAGUUUAUAUCCCAGUAUACUGGAUUUUAUAUGAUUGCAUAAAAAGGGUUUGGAGUUGUCAUUAACAUUGAAUCAACUUAAAUUUGUUUAAUGUCUCCACUUAAUUUGUUUAGUCAGGCCUAUUUACAGGUCUCUGUAUUUCACAAUGUGUUCUGAGCCUCAGUAUGAUAUGCAUGUGUAGAGAGUUAUUGACCACACUGAGGAUGAAUGUAUGUAAUGUUUGUACAGACUAGAGUAUACAAGGAUAUUUUGAAAGAAUCCAGAAAAGAUAAAGCCAAACUUAAUUUUUAAACAUGUUUGAUGUGUUCAGUACCGUUCUGUUUUUAUGCCAUAAGGAUUUAUUCUUCCCUAUUUCAAUUGCUCUUAAAUUUUCUCAUGAAAUGUGAGAAUGUAUUUCCUAUGGGUAUGCUUUUGCUUUGAAAUCAUGUGAGAUAUUUGUGAAGUCCAGUGCAGGCAGGGACCAUUUACAUUGUUUAUGCUACUGAAGUGUUCAUGCCAAGUGUAUGUUAGGGUGAGGGUGUCUCUCUCAGCAUUCACAUGACAGAGGCACACUUGUCAACAGUCAGUGCAAGUGUAUUUACAUGAUGUAGUUAUAUUAAAUGUUCUGUUCAUAUUGUUCAUUUGUUUAACAAAACUUCUAUUUUGCUCUUUGUUUUUCUGUUAUGUUUACCUUUGAACAGUGGUGUAACAAGUUGUACGAUUUGUGGUCAUGAUCAUUUGAUCAAAGUCAAGGUCAUAAGUCAAAUUAUCAACUGAAUUGUGCAUGUUGCCACAAAUGAAUAGUUUCACCUUUUACAAUUCUUGUAAUAAAAGUCAAUUAGUGUAAAUUGUAGAAAUGAUAGUACAUACAACACAAUUUAAGUAAGAUUAAAAGGAAGCAUGCUGCCUGAAGUCUGAGACUGUAAGGUAGCAUACCGACUUAAGUCAGAGACUGUAAGGUAGAUUACCGACUUAAGCCUGAGACUGUAAGGUAGCAUGCUGACUUAAGUUUGAGACUGUAAGGUAGCAUACCAACUUAAGUCUGAGACUGUAAGGUAGCAUACUGACUUUAAGGUAGCAUGCCGACUUAAGUCUGAGACUAUAAGGUAGCAUUUCGACUUAAGUCUGAGACUGAAAGGUAGCAUACUGACUUAAGUCUGGGACUGUAAGGUAGCAUACUGACUUAAGUCUUGGACUGUAAGAAGCCUAUAAUGGUUUUUUGUCAUGUUGGAUGUAUUUUGUGCUGUACCAGACAUGGAGUUUACUUCAUUUUUAACUUGCCUCUCAAAAGGAGUGGGGAGCUUAUUUUGUCACAUUAGUGCCAGCUUCAGUGUUGGUUUCUAAAUGUUAAGUGGUGAAAGGCAUCAUUAAAUUUCUUUAUAAACUCAUUUAGUUUGGGGGUAGCUAUGUGGCUUCUAUUAUUUAUAGGAGUCAGAAUAAAUAAUUUUUCAGAAAAAAGUCUAGAUGGUUUUUUUGGGUUUUUUUUUUUAUAGUUUUUAUAUUAUUACAUUUUGGACUUCUGACUUUUUUUAUGUAAAAUCUGAAGUUAUAAAUGAAUUUUAAGAAAAAAGUCAGAUUUGUUUUUUCUUCAAACAUUUUUGAACCAAAUUUUUGAAGACCAUAUUUCCUGUUUAAAUAUCAGUAUAUUGGGAUAUAGAUUCCAGUUGGUGAAACCCCACCCUAAUGCUAGUUUUAGUUUAAGCAAAGAACAAUAUGAGACAGGCUAUUGUACCAUAGGCACUACUCGUUAAUUUUUUUGGUCACUUGGGAAAAUAUACGGUAGGCUGUCCAUCUUUAAUUUUAAUCAAGUUUUUCUUUAGAUCAAUGAAAAUUUAAACAGUAUUUGUAUUUGUUUUACAUGGAUAGGCUUUUUACAUGAACUCUAAGGCAUGUGAAUGUUAAAAUACAUUGUAUAUGUUUACAUAUCUGUUAUUA
Messenger RNA from Ylistrum balloti, 4793 nucleotides. RefSeq lists its product as uncharacterized. Bases 81 to 1388 code for a protein of 435 amino acids. Lineage: Eukaryota; Metazoa; Mollusca; Bivalvia; Pectinida; Pectinidae. The record is from RefSeq and is a predicted model, not a curated record. The transcript has 12 exons.